Guyanagaster necrorhizus is the source of this 1359-nucleotide messenger RNA. RefSeq lists its product as uncharacterized. Gene Ontology annotation, cellular component: plasma membrane. The transcript has 3 exons. Gene Ontology annotation, biological process: intracellular iron ion homeostasis; copper ion import; iron ion transport. Gene Ontology annotation, molecular function: ferric-chelate reductase activity. Lineage: Eukaryota; Fungi; Basidiomycota; Agaricomycetes; Agaricales; Physalacriaceae. Bases 1 to 1359 code for a protein of 452 amino acids. The record is from RefSeq and is a predicted model, not a curated record.
AUGUCCUUUGUCCUCAUGCCCUUGCUCAUGUUAACCGUGGGUCGGAUGAACUUAUUGGUUUGGAUGACCCGUUGGUCCUACGAUUCGUGGAAUAUAUUUCAUCGCUGGAUAGGAAGACUCGCACUUAUAUUCGCGAUCGUCCACACAGUCCUCUAUAUCGUAUAUGCGCAUCUCGUCGGAAGGCUAUGGGUGAAUUUCUCAAAGCUAUAUUGGAAUUGUGGCUUUGUCGCUCUCGCACUGUAUCUCGUCCUGUCAUCCUUUCCUUCUGCAAGGUUUAUCCGCCGUAUGUCCUACGAAGUUUUUUUGGCGGGCCACGUAUUGUCCACAGUCGUAUGUCUGGUCGUUCUUUUCUACCACACGCUCUGGCGAUACGCCAAUGAAUGGCUGUACAUCACCAUCAUCUACUGGGCCAUCGAUCGACUCUCUCGUGCAUUCAAGGCUACUAGUUUACUUCCCCUCUCCGGAACUCUAACGGAUUAUGGAACGGUCAUGAGACUUGACGUCUGCAUUUCCAAGGAUGUCAGAAUUCGCCCAGGACAAUUCGCGCACCUUCGCUUCCCAGAAGUAAGGUACAUGGAAAGUCAUCCCUUUUCAAUCGCGGCAAGUGAUCAUUAUGAUAGCGUCGAAGGAAAAUUCUCUGUUUGUAAGCAGGGAAGCAGGGCUCGUGAUACGGAAAGCAGUCCCCUUAUUCCGUCGACAGAGCGGAAUGAGUGCUCGACGCACAAGGCUGUUUCAUUUAUCAUUCGGCCUUAUGAUGGAAUGACUCGGUCCCUGUACGAACGCUUCGAGGCCAAGGCGAACGUCGAUAGAUCGAUUCCUAUAAAGGUUUACAUGGAAGGUCCAUAUGGACACGAGCACGACCUGAGGGAAUAUACUUCUGUUUUGUUGUUAGCAGGCGGUGUUGGGAUCAGCUUCACGCUUCCUUACCUCUUAAAUUGGUCUGCCGUUCUCUCAUCGCAAGAACACAAGCCAAGACUACGAGCGGUAUGGAUAGUCAGAUCUUUGAUGGAAGUGGAUAGUGUUUUGAAUCUUUUGGAUGGUAUUGAUGGCGAGGUUCAAGAAUCAAUCGAGAUAUGGUACACGGGUCAUGAGGGAAAUUUGCAAAGCCAUGCGGAAGCCUGCGCAACUCCGACUUUGUGGACACCGUGGAUACCUAGAGUAUUCUUUGGGCGACCACACAUGGAGGAGCUCAUCUUUCAAGCACUGCCAGACGUUGAGAUCGAAAUGACGUCUUCAUCUCUGGGUGUUUUAGCGUGUGGUCCAGGAGGCAUGUUGGAUGACUGUAGAUUCGUAGUGGAGCGGAUGGUGUUGUCUGCCACGGCCCGUAUUCAUUACGUAGAAGAGGCGUCGACAACAUAG